AUGGAGGCUCCGCUGCUUAACGAAUUCAAAAAAGAAGACGGCGAUUACUUGCCAGUGCGGAGCUUAAAAGACAUAAAAUCUGUGUUUUGGGAGGAGACUGUCAAGAUGUGGGAGUUAGCAGGUCCAGUGAUUAUCACUUUACUUUGUCAGUUUGGCAUAAUCUCUUCUAUCGCCAUGUUUGUUGGCCAUCUUGGAGACCUUGAGCUUUCUGCCGUUUCCAUUUCACUCACUGUCAUUGGCACCUUCAGCUAUGGCUUCUUGGUACUCUGGUAUAUGACAAGCAUUGUUAUUCUUACUGGGCAUCUUGAUAAUUCAGUGGUGGCUGUUGAUUCCCUCUCUAUCUGCAUGCUUAUGAAUAAUUGGGAAAAUGUGUUGUUCAUUGGAAUCAAUGCUGCUAUAAGCGUUCGAGUAUCGAACGAGCUUGGGUUAGGACAUGCAGUAGCUACAAAAUACUCAGUUUACGUGACAGUAUUUCAAUCUCUCGUUAUUGGGCUAGUUUUUAUGGUGGUUGUGCUGUUUGCCAAGGAUUACAUUGCUAUCUUUUUCACAAGUAGCAAAAUCAUGCAAGAGAGUGUCUCUAAACUUGCAUUCCUUCUUUCCAUAACCAUGGUUCUUAACAGCGUUCAGCCAGUAAUAUCAGGUGUUGCGGUUGGUGGGGGCUGGCAAGCGUUGGUGGCAUACAUCAACAUUGGGAAUUUGGAGUGGAAUGAUAGCAGGAACGGCUUUGCAGACCCUUAUGCUUCUGCUCGUACUCUACAAAACCAACUGGAAGAAAGAGGAAGCAUGACGAAUACUAAACUUGUGGAUCACUUGCAGGUGGAACAAUCAACAGAACGCAUGAAGAAGUGGGCUGGGAAAGAUGUCACAGAAUUUAGCUCAGUAGACUGGAAAUAG
Dovyalis caffra is the source of this 894-nucleotide messenger RNA. Lineage: Eukaryota; Viridiplantae; Streptophyta; Magnoliopsida; Malpighiales; Salicaceae. The record is from the annotation of a GenBank genome assembly.